UCCCAUCGGGCGCCUCCCCAGGUGGCGGAUAGGGGGAUGCCUCCCAGAUAUGGGUGGUACCGGGGAAAUCAAAUACCCGGGGCGGACCAAAUCGGCGCUGCCUUGCGCGUUGGGGAACGGACCCCAAAGGCUAAGGGAAGGAAAACCCGGACAGAAAACCCAUGCAUACCGAUGGGUAACCAUCGGGGAAGAACGCGUAGGCGGUUAAACUUAUACUUAAACAUGGCGGAUCAGAAAACUAAAGUGAUACCCCAGGAGGGUAGGACCGAAGGUCCAGAAUCCCUCCCCGCUUAUGCGGGCUGCCCCAUGGAUUCUGGGGGGGGGCAAUGAUACGCCAGGUGCUUCAAGGGUAAGCGACCAGGCCCUGGAGUCACUUCCAGCGACUGGAAGAAAAACUGAAGAAAAGAGGAAAAAGAAGAAGCACCGCGAGAGCGGAGAAAUUUUCGAGAAGGCCCAGAAAAUGAGGGAAAUGAGGCAGAGAAGACUAGAAGGAAAAAAAGAGAGUAUUGAGAACAAGAAGGCGAAUGAAGAGAUGGAGCGAUCCAUAGAAACAAUACAAAUGGGGGAUAGUGAUGAUCCUUUCAGAAGAUCCUCUAAAUUGCAGAGAACAACGACUAAAGAAAAUAAAGAGGAAAAUGAAGGAGAAGAGAUGCUUGGAAUGACCAGCACACCGACCGAAAAAGUGGAAUCAGAACCAGAAGACUUCCUUAGACAGUGGAUUCUAGGAGACCUCAGGCCAUCAAAGAGGAAACGAACUGACCUAUCUCCGGAAAUAAGCUUCGAGGAACAGGAAAUAAAAGGAACAGUGAACUCCCUAAAAGCCUUGGUACAGGACAUAGGAGAUGUGGUGGGAAUGACAUGUUGUAAUGAGGAAGUCAAAAGUAAACUUCGAGAGAUACAACAAAAACUGGAAUUGGAGGCGACACAGUUAGCAACUAAAGGGCAAAAAAUAAAAAAAGAAAGCAUCGGCGUACAAACAUCUGCAGAAGAAAUAGACAUGAACGUCACCAUUAGUACACUCAGGAGUAGCUUAAGGGAAGACAUGAAUGUGGAGGAGGUUCGGAAAAUACUGAACCAAGACUGGCCUGAAGAGGCAUACCAAUUUAAAGUGGAUAAUAGGAACAUAACAAGUCCUGAUAUCGAUGGGGACGUGGUACUGAUGAUUCCGGUGCAAGAGAUUUCGCAAGUGCGUUUUCUGAGGACACUUCUGGGUACAUCGAGAAAGCUGCAGCAAUAUGUAUACGGGGGCAAACUAAAGGAGGGGGAGAUAGUUCAACAUAAGUGUGGGGUGGUGUCAUGUAUAAAUGGCAAGGAAGUGAAGGAGGAAAAUCUAGUAUACAUCGCAGGGCUAUCAAAAAAACAAGAAGAUGAAGAAGAUAUUAUACGGAGUAUAAUGGAAAUCGGCACAAAGCUCCGAGAGGAAAAGAAAGAAGAGAUGAACUCCCGCUACAUGUUGCAAUCCACAGCAGACUACCGGAAGAAGAUAAAAGAAAAAUAAUCGAGUGCGCUUU
Coccinella septempunctata (seven-spotted ladybird) is the source of this 1511-nucleotide messenger RNA. RefSeq lists its product as uncharacterized. The transcript has 2 exons. Bases 293 to 1498 code for a protein of 401 amino acids. The record is from RefSeq and is a predicted model, not a curated record. Lineage: Eukaryota; Metazoa; Arthropoda; Insecta; Coleoptera; Coccinellidae.